This is a messenger RNA of Etheostoma cragini (Arkansas darter), 2005 nucleotides long. RefSeq names its product P2Y purinoceptor 4. The record is from RefSeq and is a predicted model, not a curated record. Gene Ontology annotation, biological process: G protein-coupled receptor signaling pathway. Lineage: Eukaryota; Metazoa; Chordata; Actinopteri; Perciformes; Percidae. Bases 128 to 1126 code for a protein of 332 amino acids. Gene Ontology annotation, cellular component: plasma membrane. The transcript has 2 exons. Gene Ontology annotation, molecular function: G protein-coupled receptor activity.
GGCACCUCCCCUGGUAGCCACACAUGAAGGCACUCAGGAUGAGGAAGUGUUGUGUGUGUUACACUGGGCUCAACAUACUGAGGACAACUUCAAUACUGGUGUAAGAAACAAGAAGAUCUUUGAGAAGAUGAAGCCUCUGUUGGUUUCCUCCCAGCUUGGGAACAGCAGUAAUGACUCUGGUUCUUGUCUGGGGGAGAGCCAGCACAUGUCCAUCGCUGUCCUCCUGUGCCUGGUCUUCUUCCUGGGCUUCCUCCUGAACACCUUCAGCCUCUGGGUCUUCUGCUGCCGGUUGCCUCGCUGGACCUGUGGAACCACACUGCAGUUCCACCUGGCCCUCAGCGACGCCAUUGCCACCCCAGUCACUCCCAUGAUGGCAGUGUACUUUGCCAUGGGCAAUGAUUGGCCCUUUGGUUGGUUCCUGUGCCAAGUCAAGAUCGCCCUGCUUAGUUCGCAUUUCUACGGCAGCACCAUUUUCCUCACUCUCAUCAGCAUCCAUCGGUACACAGCCGUGGUGCACUACAACAGAAGCUCCUGCAUGAAACGUAAGAAGUUUGUCAGGAAGCUGUGUGCAGGAAUUUGGUCUCUGCUAUUGAUUCAAGCUCUGAUCUACGCUUUAUUGCUUCCCCCUAGUAAAGAGGGCAGAAACAGUCAAUGCCUCUCCAUCCAUCAGAAGAACCUAUCAGACACCUACUUUGUCCUUAACUUCAUCCUGUUCAUCUUUGGGUUUCUACUCCCUUUUCUUCUGUCAGCUGUUUGCUAUGGCCGUCUGACAAACACCUUAACUCACCUCAACAUCAGCACGGCUAAAGGUCUAAAUGUCAAGGUGAAAUCUCAGAGGAUGAUCGCCCUGUGUCUGGUGAUAUUUGGGCUGUGUUUCCUGCCUCUGAACGUGGUACGAACCGUGGGAGUGAUAUUCAAAAAAUACUACCCGCAAGAAUGCCAUGUUCUUCUGCAGAUCAAGACAGCGUAUUAUGCAUCCUGGAUUAUAGCAGGGGUGAACAGCUGCUUGGAUCCACUGCUUUACUGUUUUGCUUCGCAAAAGUUUCGAGAUGCAUUCCAGUCUCUUAGGAUUGGGAGGGGAGAAGGUCCGCCAAGAACUGAUUCAGAAAUCACUGCAAAUCAGUAGCAUUGGGGCUGCACCUCAUAACCCGUAUUUGAUAACUCCUCGACUCCUCGGUCCUUGGCUGAACCGGAAGUUGUUUUGUCCCUCCUCCGUAAAGGAUGUCUCAAAGCUCUUAUUUCUGCCCCAAGAAGGUAUCACAAGGAGCUAUAGGCGAGGAUACACGAGAGCAGCCUUCCUGCGUGCAGCUGAAGGAGUUGCUAACUCCACCCAAACAGCUGACAAUUCAUGUGAUGCAUGCCUUUGCUCGUUGCUUCUCUCCUCAGUGGGCGGGACUAAGGCACGAGGAAGGGAGGCAAGUGGAGGACUUGAGGAGGCCAUUUAAGGACUAUCAGAUGCACCCUCCUGCACUAUCACUGAGUUUGACCAAUAUUAGAGUCCCAGGAUUAAAUGCCGACUGUACCUUUCUAUUUUCUGUCAAGAAAUGAAAUUUUCUAAUCUUACACUCAACUAAAAAAAGCAUGUGAGUAUGUUUCCCAAAUGUUUAUAUUUGUUUAUUUUAAGAUCCGAACCCAACUUAAAAAAAAUGUUGGUAACCCAAAUGCUUUGUGCUUCAUGUCAUCCAUUUCUGAUGGUUAACAUUACGUUCCCAAUGAACAUUGCCUGUCUAUCUUUCAGCACAGGACACGCAUCAAUGCAUAUGUUUAGCCCAGUCAAAGAAAAACGUUUCUUAAUAAAUUACAUUUGAAAAUAACUUAACAUGAACCUGAAGCUUUAUGCAAUCAAUCAUCCUGACCUGACAUAAAACCUGAUACUUUAGCCAGGACCCUUCGGGUUGGAGCAGUGUAGAGACUUCCUAUUCUUUUCUCAUAACAUUUAAUCAUUGAAGGUGGUUCUACUAUUGCCAUAGUUGUAAUUUGUUACGUGAAUUUCACUAUUAUUGUA